Molecule: messenger RNA, 1335 nt
Organism: Penicillium argentinense
Lineage: Eukaryota; Fungi; Ascomycota; Eurotiomycetes; Eurotiales; Aspergillaceae
Exons: 1
Coding region: 1-1335 (444 amino acids)
Source: RefSeq, a predicted model, not a curated record
AUGGCAAUGCCUAUAUUAGUUCACGCCUGGAAGGAACAAGUCAUUCGAGAGCAGCUGGUGCACCUUUUAGAUCGACAAGAUCUUGCAACAUGUCGCUUGAUCUGUCGAGACCUGGCCCUAGAGCUAGCCCCACUGCUGUUCACCGAAAUCACGAUUUUCUUCCGCAGUGGCAUCUUGACCAAGCCAUCGCACCUAGCAGUACUCCAGCGCAUUGGUCCAUUCAUUCAGUCCAUGACUUUCAAGAUGCCACACACCGCAGAGACCUUCUUGCCGCCAGUGAUCGAUCCGAUGUCAGGCAAAGAGCAGACCUUCAUGUACACACCCCAAUGCCACCAAACACGCCCCAAGAAUCCGAGGUACGGGAGUUGGGAGAUGACCGAUUUGCUGGUGAAGCAGUAUCCGCCCUUAUUCCAUGCCGCUGCGGAUAUCCCUUCGUUUGUGCAGGCUUUCUCUUCCAUGCCGAACCUGUGCCAUCUUCGCAUCAAUUGUGACGGUCAGCUGCCCAGCCAUCGGUAUCGUAGGAGUAUAGUGGAUUAUGCACUCAUUUCCUUGCGGAUAGCGGUCGAGCAGGCGCCACUGUUGUCGUUAAAUCGGCUUUCAUUGCUCUCAGUUCACCCCGGGGCGGUAUUGUACCUACGGCCGAGUCUGAGCUUUGGUGCAUCUCCUGCGUCCCGGAAGCGCUGGUCUCAGAUUCGCCACUUGUCCAUUCGCAUGGCAAGCUUUCCCCACGAGACCGGUCCAACCGAUCACUUGAAGCUUUUACAUGCCUAUCUGCACAGCUUCCCUGCUCUCCAUAGUUUGGUGUUUCACUGGGAGGGCCAGAAGGGACUGUCGCCAAUCUCAUUGGCGUCGGAGCCAUGCCUGACACGGCCGAUCAAUAGAGCACUUGGUCAGUAUGGCACUCAAAAGACCAAGGCUUCCUUGAGGCCAUUGAAAAUGCCGUCGUUGCAGCACAUGGAACUGGUCAAUGCGACCAUCGACGCCUCACAGGUAGCAUCGUUCAUCUUUGAUCACCGACAUUCCCUCCACGAGUUCAAUCUCCAAGAUGUCCAUUUGCGAACGGGUAGUUGGGAUGAGGCUCUGGCACCCUUGACCAAGCUCAGUGGCAAUGAGCGCUGGAAAGAGACCCAGAAACACGCCAGCGCCAUUGACGUCCCGAUUGUUCUCAGCCCGGCCGGUGUCAGCCAGAAGCAACUGCAACGAGCCAUCUGUGCAGUCCAGCGCCAAAAGGACGGACUGCGGAGUUUGGCGCAGACGCGAGUGCGCGAGAGGAUCUGGGGACGACCGGAUCAUAUGAAGCGGCUCGUACCGCCAUCGGUGCUGAGCUGGCGGUGA